UCAUUCCUCCCUCCCUGUGUUCUUGAAAUGAAACUUCAAAUCCACAAGCCAAGAUCGAUUCAUUUGUUUCUGUGAAAGUCUCGAGAAGUUUUAUUUCUCUCCCUGAAGAUUUUCUCGGAUCAGAUCGUAAAUCACAUUCACCUGGAACAAGGCAUCUAGAUGGAUUUGGCGCCAGAAGAGCUCCAAUUCUUGAGCAUUACGGAUAUUCUCAGAGAAUCGAUUUCAAUCCCCAAGCGAUCUCCCAAAACCUUCUAUCUCAUCACCGUUGCCCUAAUUUUUCCUCUUUCUUUUGCAAUCUUAGCUCAUUCCCUCUUCACGCACCCCAUCCUUGCUAAGCUCGAUUCCCCGUAUGAUGAUCCAUCUCAGACCUCUCAUGAAUGGACCCUCCUUCUCAUUUAUCAGUUCUGCUACAUCAUAUUUCUAUUUGCCUUCUCUCUUCUCUCCACAGCCGCUGUUGUUUUCACCGUGGCCUCGCUCUAUACCUCAAAGCCCGUUUCGUUCUCCUCUACAAUUUCUGCUAUACCGAAGGUUUUUAAACGCUUGUUCAUCACUUUUCUAUGGGUAUCGCUCUUGAUGUUCCUCUACAAUUUCAUCUUUGUUCUUUCCCUUGUCUUGAUGAUUAUAGCAAUCGAUGCCCAGAACUCCUUUUUGCUUUUCUGCGCUUUGAUUGUGAUCCUCUUGCUUUUCAUGGUGGCUCAUGUGUACAUUACCGCUUGGUGGCAUUUGGCCAGCGUGGUGUCGGUGCUAGAACCGCUUUAUGGUUUCGGAGCAAUGAAGAAGAGUUACGAAUUGUUGAAAGGGAGGACCAAGUAUGCGGCGAUUCUUGUGUUUGUAUAUAUGAUCAGUUGUGGGGUAAUCGGAAGCUUCUUUAGUUCCAUUGUCGUGCACGGUGGAGAUGAUUAUUCGGUGUUCUCACGGAUUGUGGCCGGUGGGGUCUUAGUUGGCUUGUUGGUAAUUGUCAAUCUGGUUGGUUUGUUGGUGCAGAGCGUGUUCUACUAUGUUUGCAAAAGUUACCAUCAUCAAGGAAUCGAUAAAAGUGCUUUGCAUGAUCAUCUUGGUGGCUAUCUUGGAGAAUAUGUGCCUCUAAAAAGCAGCAUUCAAAUGGAAGAUUUGGCUGUGUAAUGCAUGGACUAUUUAAUCAUGCAGAGACUCUGCAGAUGGUUGAACUGAAUCUGCUUUAAAGCUGCAGUAUGAAACUUUGCUUGGAUUGAAGCCCUACCUUGAUAACUCCCUUUCCCGGGUUUUUCGGUUGAGGAACCUCGUCGACUCUGUGGCCAGUUCAGUCGUCAAUGAUGCCGUGACUUUUUGUUGUCAAAAUCUGCUCAUGUUAUAUUGUUAUAUUCUUUUUUUUUUUUGGCCAAAUGCUCAUGUUAUAUUCAAUCUGUUUUUUUUAUUAAAUAUGUGGAGAUGCUAGUUUGCAUGUAAAUUCAAAAUUCUUUUGUCCAAAAAAAAU
Molecule: messenger RNA, 1453 nt
Organism: Neltuma alba
Lineage: Eukaryota; Viridiplantae; Streptophyta; Magnoliopsida; Fabales; Fabaceae
Exons: 2
Coding region: 160-1122 (320 amino acids)
Source: RefSeq, a predicted model, not a curated record